Molecule: messenger RNA, 2066 nt
Organism: Oldenlandia corymbosa var. corymbosa
Lineage: Eukaryota; Viridiplantae; Streptophyta; Magnoliopsida; Gentianales; Rubiaceae
Source: the annotation of a GenBank genome assembly
CUUUAUUACACUAAUAUCUUAAAUAGUGACGUCCCUCCUCUAUAUAAACCAUCCUUUGCUUGAAGGACUUUAGUUUCAUCAUUACACAACACUUUCUUCACUUUAUUCCUCCUUCGUCUUAGUUAAGGUUGUUGAGGGGGAUUUUCAAGAAGAUUAAGGAAGAGUGAGAAAAAAAAACCAAAACUAGUUUCACCUUUCUCUUUUGAAAGAACAAAUAAUUAACAUCAAUCAUGGUGGCCGGAGCGAUGUCCGUCGCCGGCGGGGAGAAGGUCUUUGAGGCCAAGAUCACUCCCAUGGUUGUCAUUUCUUGCAUUAUGGCCGCCACCGGCGGUCUCAUGUUCGGUUAUGAUGUCGGAAUCUCAGGUGGAGUAACAGCAAUGGGUCCAUUCCUGAAGAAAUUCUUCCCAGUGGUUUACAAAAGGACGAAAGACCCUGGAUUGAACAGUAACUACUGCAAAUAUGACAACCAGGGCUUACAAUUAUUCACAUCUUCACUCUAUCUGGCUGGUUUAACUGCCACCUUUUUCGCUUCCUACACGACAAGAACUCUUGGCCGGAAAAUAAGUAUGUUGAUCGCCGGAAUCUUCUUCGUCGCCGGAGUUACCCUCAAUGCUGCUGCCCAAGAUCUUGCUAUGCUCAUCAUUGGAAGAAUUUUGCUUGGAUGUGGAGUUGGUUUUGCUAAUCAGGCGGUGCCGUUGUUCUUGUCGGAGAUAGCACCUACCAGAAUCCGGGGAGCACUCAACAUUUUGUUCCAACUUAUGGUCACCAUUGGCAUCCUUUUCGCCAACCUCGUCAAUUACGGAACUGACAAGAUGCAUGGAGAAAAUGGAUGGAGGGUAUCAUUGGGAUUGGCUGGAAUUCCAGCAGGGCUUCUAACUGUUGGCGCGCUUUUUGUAACUGACACUCCAAACAGUUUGAUUGAAAGAGGUCGUUUGGAGGAAGGCAAAGCAGUUCUUAGACGAAUCCGAGGAAUUGAUAAUGUUGAACCUGAGUUUGAAGAACUUGUUGAAGCCAGCCGUAUUGCUAAACAAGUUAAACAUCCUUUCAGAAAUCUCCUGAUGCGUAGAAAUCGGCCUCAGUUGGUCAUCGCGGUCGCGUUACAGAUAUUCCAACAAUUUACCGGGAUCAAUGCGAUUAUGUUUUACGCGCCCGUGUUGUUUAACACAGUAGGAUUUGGUGGAAAUGCAUCUCUGUAUUCAGCUGUUAUCAUUGGAGCUGUUAAUGUUCUUUCAACUCUAGUAUCGAUCUACUCAGUUGACAAAGUUGGAAGAAGAAUGCUGUUGUUAGAAGCUGGAGUGCAGAUGUUUUUGUCCCAACUUGUGAUUGCCAUAGUUUUGGGAAUCAAAGUUAAGGACCAUUCUGAAGAUCUUAGCAAAGGGUGGGCAGUUUUUGUGAUCAUUCUGGUUUGCACAUUUGUGUCUUCUUUUGCUUGGUCUUGGGGACCAUUGGGGUGGCUGAUUCCGAGUGAAACAUUCCCUCUCGAGACGCGAUCGGCCGGUCAGAGUGUCACGGUUUGUGUCAACUUGCUGUUUACCUUUGUCAUUGCUCAGGCUUUUCUGUCAAUGCUCUGCCAUUUCAAGUUUGGGAUCUUCCUGUUCUUCUCCGGUUGGGUUCUGAUCAUGUCGAUUUUCGUGUUGUUCCUUCUCCCCGAGACUAAGAACAUCCCCAUUGAGGAAAUGACUGAGAGAGUCUGGAAGCAGCAUUGGCUGUGGAAGAGGUACAUGGAUGAUGAUGAUCAUGAUGUUAUUGGUAACAAAGGGUACUCCAAUGGAGUUAAUCCUUCUUCACAAUUGUGAAAAAAUCUGCUGAUCUGCAGUAAUAUUUUGGUUUGGAUUUGAAUCAGAGACAUUAUGUAUACCUUUGUAGUAGUAAUAGUAGGUAGUGAAAACUAAUGACACUCUUCUAUAAUUUGGUGAAAGAAGAGUGUGGACUACAUAUUGUAUGAAACUUAUGUUAGUGCUUUAUGCACUAGUUCUUCCCUUUGAGAGAGUUUGAUCCCUAGUCCUGAUGUACACAAGCAAUAUUAUGUCAAUUAAUUUGCAUUGUUUCUCCUAGUUCCAACUUAA